Molecule: messenger RNA, 4587 nt
Organism: Miniopterus natalensis
Lineage: Eukaryota; Metazoa; Chordata; Mammalia; Chiroptera; Miniopteridae
Source: RefSeq, a predicted model, not a curated record
CACUUGAGGAUGUGCUUAGAGAGAGGAAAAGAGAGAGAGAGACAUUGACAUCGAUGUGAGAGAGAAGUAUCCGUUGGUUGCCUUUUGUACACUCCCAUGCCGGGGAUCAAACCCGCAACCCAGGUAUGUGCCCUGACUGGGAAUUGAACCAGCAAGUGUUCUAUAAACCAUUUUGCUAAUCUCUGAACAGUAAUCAUGGUAAGGAUUAGUUCCCAUACAUCUUUUUCCAUGUUACCUAAUUCUGAACAUUUCAGGGUGAACAGAUCUUCCAGGCAUCAGUGUCAUUUAAGGAUGUGACUGUGGGCUUCACCCAGGAGGAGUGGCAGCACCUGGACCCCAGUCAGAGGUCCCUGUAUAGAGACGUGAUGCUAGAGAACUACAGCAACCUCGUCUCAGUGGGGUAUUGUGUCACCAAACCUGAGGUGAUCUUCAGGUUGGAGCGAGGAGAGGAGCCAUGGAUAUUGGAGGAAGAAUGCCCAACCCAGAGAUUCCCAGGCAUCUGGAAACCUGAUUACAUGAAAGAGAGGAGCCAAGAAAACCAGUUUCACCAUGUGUGGGAAGUUGUGUUCAUGAAUAACAAAAUGCUGACUGAAGAGCAAAGUAAUGUAAUACGGAAACCAUUUAACUUGGAUACAAAUUUUUUUACUUCCAGAAAAAUACUCUGUCAGUGUGACUCAUGUGGAAUGAGUUUCAACUAUAUUUCAGGAUUGAUUAUCAAUAAGAAAAACCAUUUAGGAAAAAAGACUGAUGAAUUUAAUGCCUGUGGAAAGUUGCUACUCAAUAUUAUACAUGAAGAAACUCAUAUUAGAGAGAAAAGUGAAUUUUUUAAAAAUGGGAAAACUUCCAGUCAUAUUGAGGACCUUGUUCAACACGACAAGGUUCAAACUUUGCAGCAAAAAUUUGAAUUUAACAUAUAUCGAGAAAAUUUUCUUGAAAAGGCAAUAUUUAAUACACACAAAAGAGAGAUCACAGAUGGAAAUGAUUGUGAGUAUAAUGAAUAUGGAAGAACAUCCUGUGAGGAUCCAUCCUUGUUAUUACAUCAGAUAAUGCCCUCAAAGGAAAAUCAUUAUGAAUUUAGUGUUUGUGGGAAAUCCUUAUGUGUGAAUUCUACCUUUUUGAAGCAUCAUGGGUCAUAUAUGAAACACUGUGAAUGUAGUGAAAAUGGGAAUAAUUUCAGGAAGAAGUUACACAUCUCACAAGUUCAGAAAACUCAUAAAGGAGAGAAACACUUUGAAUGUAAUGAGUGCAGAAAAGCUUUCUGGAUGAAGUCACACCUCACUCGACAUCAGAGGAUACAUACGGGACAGAAAUGCUUUCAAUGUAAUGAAUGUGGAAAAAUGUUUUGGGAGAAGUCAAACCUCACUAAACAUCAGAGGUCACACACAGGGGAGAAACCCUAUGAAUGCAGUGAAUGUGAGAAAGCCUUCAGCUACAAGUCAGCCCUCACAUUACACCAGAGAACACAUACAGGGAAGAAACCCUAUCAAUGUAAUGUAUGUGGGAAAACUUUUUACCAGAAGUCAGACCUCACUAAACAUCAGAGAACACACACAGGACUGAAACCCUAUGAAUGUUAUGAAUGUGGGAAGUUCUUCUGCAUGAAUUCACAUCUCACAGUACACCGGCGAACUCAUACAGGUGAGAAACCCUUUGAAUGCCUUCAGUGUGGGAAGUCUUUCUGUCAGAAGUCACAUCUUACACAACAUCAGAGAACUCACAUAGGGGAUAAACCCUAUGAAUGUAAUGUAUGUGGCAAAGCUUUCUACCACAAGUCUGUACUCACCAGGCAUCAAAUAAUUCAUACAGGGGUGAAACCUUAUGAAUGUUACGAAUGUGGAAAAACCUUCUGCUUGAAGUCUGACCUCACAGUACAUCAGAGAACUCACACAGGGGAAAAACCCUUUGCAUGUCCUGAAUGUGGGAAAUUCUUCAGCCAUAAGUCCACCCUCUCUCAACAUUAUAGAACACAUACAGGGGAGAAACCCUAUGAAUGUCAGGAAUGUGGAAAAAUCUUCUAUAAUAAAUCAUACCUAGCUAAACAUAAUAGAACACAUACAGGGGAGAAACCAUAUGAAUGCAUUGAAUGUGGGAAAACCUUCUGCCAGAAAUCACAACUCACUCAGCACCAGAGAAUUCAUGUAGGGGAGAAACCCUAUGAAUGUAGUGAAUGUGGAAAGGCUUUCUGUCAUAAGUCAGCUCUAAUUGUACACCAGAGAACUCAUACAGAUGAAAAGCCCUAUAAAUGUAAUGAGUGUGGAAAAUCUUUCUGUGUGAAGUCAGGACUUAUUCUACAUCAGAGAAAACACACAGGGGAGAAACCCUAUGAAUGUAAUGAAUGUGGGAAGUCUUUUAGUCACAAAUCAUCCCUCACAGUGCAUCACAGAGCUCACACAGGAGAGAAAGCUUGUCAAUGUAAUGAAUGUGGGAAAAUUUUUUAUCGUAAAUCAGACCUUGCUAAACAUCAGAGAUCACACACAGGGGAGAAACCCUAUGAAUGUAACACAUGUGGAAAAUACUUCUCUCAGAAGUCAAACCUCAUUGUACAUCAGAGAACACACACAGGAGAAAAUCUUGUGAUUGAAGUGAAUAUUAGAAAUGUUGAGUCACAAUUUAGCACCCACUACACUUCAGAAAGUUCACCCUGUGGAGAAAGCUCUGUUGACAUUCUGAAUUCAGUAACUUUUGUCCACAAACAGGCCUUAUUUUACUUCAAAAUAAUGAUAUGGGACAAACUCAUAGACUGUAACAAAUAGAGGACAGUCUUGUUAAGUAGUAACAUUCCAUUGAAUGUCAAAUAACUAUUAUUGCUAUAAAACCCUACAAAUGUUUUAUUUUGUAAAAGUUUUUAGCAAAAAUUCAAAGUAGGUUAUGUCAAUUUAUACUAGAGAGAAAUCUGUCAAUUUGAAGCAUAUAGUUUGAAAAACUUAUUUAGAUGUAAUAUAACAUUAAUAGUUGUGUUUUGGUUUUUAUGUCAGAAUUUUGUAAUUUAUGGAUGUAUAUUGUACAAUGUAGAGCUUUAAAACAAAACAAAAAAGAAAUAGCAAAAUGAAAAAAUAGAAUCACAAGAAGUUGCAAUAAUAGUACAUAGAAUUCUCAUGUGCCCUUCACCAAGCUGCCUCUGAUGAUUAUAUCCUACCUAACCAUAUUACAUUCUCAAGUACAAGAAAUUGAUGGUGCCCUACUUCUGUGUCAGAUACAGAUCAUAUUCAGAUUUCCCCUAUUUUUACAUGCGCUAUGUGUGUUUGUGUGUGUAGUUCUAUGAAAUUUUAUCACUUUGCACAACUAUCCUCAUAAUCAGGUUACAAAAUCAAAAAGAAAUCUGGAACCUGUAUUUCAUCAGGUUUACAAAGGAAUAAGGAUUUCACCACAGGAAGUUUUCUUGCUUUAAUUACACCCUUUUGCAUUCCAAAUCCUGCCAACCAUUUGAAUAUGAAGCUUUUUAAAAGCAGAGAUAAAUUGAGUAAUCAGGGCAGCCACAUUAAAUGCAUACAUGAAGCAUCCCUUAAGUUCACAGGACUUAUGUGUGUAUAAGUGCUAUGUUACAAAAACUAUAUGUGUUUCAUAUGCAUAAUGGAACUCAAUAUAAUUGUGAAUAGGAAAUAAGUAUUCCUAGUUUAGUAGUAGUUACAUCAGGUACAUUCCCCAUGUGUGUAGGGCCCAAAGCAGUAGUUUAAAAGUAGGACUGCAAAGCUAAUGUCAACCACUUAAAAGUUAUAAAUAAAAACAACAAAAAAAUAAAAUGUAAUCUGUGCAUGAGGAGGUCUAGGUCCUAGUCUCAUUGCCUCCCUUUUUCAUUCAGUUCAUCUCAGCCAUGGGGUUCCUUGAGUAUACAUAUGUGAAUAUUCUAGCCAUAAGCCUAAACUUUAUCCAAACCCUCUAAUCAGUUGCCCUCCGAGACUGGGUCCAGGAGAGAAGUCACAGACAAACUAGAUGACACUUGGGUGUAAGCUGGGCUGUAAAUUCAGGGGUCUGAUAUACCCAGAGAGAUAUCUGGGCCCUUGGAGACAUUUGACUAUAUGAAUGGGAGGGUUGAGGCUGGAGCAGGGACAGGGUAGAGCUAGACCAGGCCUUUUAUUGACUGUGUAUAGCCAGUUACAUCAUUAAGUUACACAAGUAAUCUAAGAUUAUACAAUCUAGUGAUCUUAGAGUCUAAAUAAAUAGUCUAAACUUCCAUCUUAUGAAACUAGAGAAACAAGGACAAAUUAAAGUAAGCAAAACAAAGAAAUAGUAAGGAUCAAAGUGGAAAUCAGACUGAAAACAGAAAAUCUAUCGAGAAAAUUAGUAAAGCCAAAAGCUUGUUCUUUGAAAAAGUCAGUAAAAUUGUUAAACCUCUAGCUAAGUUAACUGAGAAAAAGAGAAGACAUAAAUUGCUAAAUCAGAAAUGAAAAAGGGCCCUUAACUCCAUGGGCAUGAAAAGGAGUAUAAAGGAAUAUAGUGGACUCUGUGCCUACAAAUUUGAUAACCUAGAUGAACCAAUUCCUUGAAAGACACGAUCUGCCAAAACUCAGAAUUAUAAAGCUGAAUGGACAUGUAUCUAUUAAAUUGAACCAACACUUAAUAUUCCAAAUAAAAAAGUAUCAACCCUGA